AUGGCAGAAGGAACGCUCAAGAAGGAAUCAGACAGGAUACACAAAUGGGUAAUGGAAACUCUAAUCCAGGUAGGUGAGAUGGACGAUGUCAAUGAAGCGAGUAUAGUGGAUGAUAUUGCCCUGAACGAUUAUACAACUCUCAUGAAAAGAUUGGAGGAGUUUCGGAUUUUACAAUAUUGUAUACCUGAGGAACGGCAAGGCGAUUUCCAACGGAUCUACUGCCGCCUCAAAAAGUACUCCAGCCGUGGCCAGUACAUAGACCGGGUCCGGGUUCUCCUGGCAUACUGGCUCCACCACUGUUUGUCCUCUCAUUUGGAUCAGUGCUCCGAUAAUUCUUUCGACAUGUGUUUGCCGAAGCGCCUCAUAGAUCUCUCCCAAUAUGGACGUAAUAGCCGCACGGUGAAGAUCACUGUUGACCCUGAUAUUAACACGGUGUACUGUGCUCUCAGCUAUCGGUGGCCAAGGAAGCAUCCAAUAGUUCUCAGACGGAACAAUCUAAAGGAGCUCUGUGAGGGUGUAUCCGCCGAUAGACUUGAUCAUUCUAUUCAAGAUGCCUGCGAGAUAGUCCACGCUCUAGGAAUCCAGUAUUUGUGGGUUGACGCACUAUGUAUUAUUCAACCUACUGGUAAUGACGAGGCCGAUUGGUGUGACCAGGCCCCCCGAAUGGCGUCUAUAUACGGUCGGGCCUUGUUUACAAUCGCGCUGACCGACGGUACCCGUCUGUCGAAGGCCGCUAAGGACCGUCCAUUUCUAUACGAGAUGAACUCUUCCGUCCCAAUGCGGGAAUACUCAAAUGCGGAAACAAGAUUUAAGUGGCUCAUGGAAAGUGGGAAUGAUGACUGUAGACCCGCUGGGGAGCUUGACUUUCGCGGUUGGACUUUCCAGGAAAAUUUUCUCUCGCGCCGCAUCAUUAGCCUUACAAAGAGUGGUAUAUAUUGGGAUUGCCUCUGUGAAAGUGCGUCAGCGAGAAGGCCAGUGGGCGUGAUGGGGGGAGUGACACCUGACAAACUCCGUGAUAUUGAUAAUCGGAGGGUGAGGAGAUUAGCCCUGACUGCCACACAUGGCAUAACGGACCCCGCUGCCUACCAAUUGUGGAGGAGUGUUGUUGAGGAAUAUACGUGGAGAAAGUUCACCAGAGGGUCCGAUCGGAUCAUCGCGCUGAGUGGUUUUAUCGACCGGAUUGAAGCUGCUCUUCGCGAUAGAUAUGAUUUAGGCAUAUGGCACAAUGACAAAUUGCGAUGUCUCGCUUGGUCAACACGGUGGCCAGAGCUUGGGCGACAGGAUGAUACAGAGACGCCUUCAUGGUCAUGGAAACAGAUCAGCGUUCCAAUUGACUAUCGGCUACGCCCCGGGCACUUGACACAUAAGAUAGAGACCAAAGCGAAGGUCGAACGUGUAGAGACAAAACGUCUUGCAUAUAACCAAUUUACUGGGCGCCUUACGAUCACCGGCGCUGUGCUCCACAUACAGAUCAAAGGCGACCAAAUCCGCCCACCAAUAUACGUACAAAAUACUAUGGCUGUAUGGGAUUUCAAACCUGAUAGACGUCCUAUCGAAAAUGGAAGUUAUAAAACAUUGCUGCUCAUGCGUUAUGAUACCGAAGCGCCGGAUGUUGGACAUGCCCUUAUUCUCGAGCCAACCGGGAGAGCGCAGGAAUAUCAGCGGAUCGGCAUGUUCUCGUUUGGAGAGUGGAUGACAUGCUUAGACAAUGCGCGGACAUGCAAGGUACACCGUACCACCAAGGAGAUACAAUGUCUGGGUCGUAUUGAAACAAUUCACAUUGUAUAG
This is a messenger RNA of Aspergillus pseudotamarii, 1788 nucleotides long. RefSeq names its product heterokaryon incompatibility protein-domain-containing protein. The record is from RefSeq and is a predicted model, not a curated record. Bases 1 to 1788 code for a protein of 595 amino acids. The transcript is spliced from 3 exons. Lineage: Eukaryota; Fungi; Ascomycota; Eurotiomycetes; Eurotiales; Aspergillaceae.